Molecule: messenger RNA, 1536 nt
Organism: Beta vulgaris subsp. vulgaris (sugar beet)
Lineage: Eukaryota; Viridiplantae; Streptophyta; Magnoliopsida; Caryophyllales; Amaranthaceae
Product: D-aminoacyl-tRNA deacylase
Exons: 10
Coding region: 167-1063 (298 amino acids)
Biological process (GO): D-amino acid catabolic process
Molecular function (GO): D-aminoacyl-tRNA deacylase activity
Source: RefSeq, a predicted model, not a curated record
AAAUUCUUAUUGUAGUCAGCCACCCUCGUCUAAAACAAGGAGCCAUUUUCCAGAAAACAAGCGUAAACAUUUCAACUUCUCAGUCAUUAAAAUAAAACCCACAAUUUUGAUUCGAUUUCUCAAAUUCCAAGAAAAACCUCAGCAGAAGAGAGGAGAGAGAAAUAAAAUGGUGACACUGGUGGUAUCGACGACGAUUGAUCCGGCAUCAAUAGGCCCAGCUUCUGUGCUUCUUGCUAUGCCCGGUUGGUCUCCGGGCCCUUCCUUCGAGGGAGUGAGAAGUUAUAGGAAUGGAGAAGUGAGAAUGUUGCAGCAUGAUGAAAGUAUAGUGAAAGAAGACAAUCUCGACACUCGUUGGGAGGAAUUAAUAGAGGAAAGCGUCGAUAAUGUCAUUUUUUUGAGUAAACAUACUGCUGUCACUAACCGCCCUGCUCUCACCAUCCACCCUAUUGGAGUUCCACAUUUGAAAGAAGGGGAUGUGCCACCACAAGGUGGGAAGCCAGGAUGGGCUGCACCUCCUGAUCCUAGAAUGGGACCUUGGAUUCGACUCUUAAAGAAAAUUGCUGAAUCACAGAAUCUUAUUCCUGAAUAUGAGAUUACUAUGGAGGCUACUCAUCAUGGGCCUGUGACAAGUAAGCCUACUAUGUUUCUCGAAAUCGGCAGCACUUUGGAGUACUGGAAGAGAGAAGAUGCUGCUCAAGCUAUGGCUCUAUUGGUUUGGGAAGGGCUUGGACUUGGAGGAGCUGCUGCUGUUGGUGAAUGGGACAGGAAUUCUGCCGAAAAGAAAGUUCUACUUGGGGUAGGAGGUGGUCAUUAUGUACCUCGUCAUAUGGACAUAAUUAUGAAAGAAAAUGUGUGGGUGGGCCAUCUGCUCUCAGGAUAUUCCUUGCCAAUGGAUGACCCAGGCCAGUCAAAAGUAGAAGAUGCUAAAGAUAUUGGUGGUACUUGGAAGGAUGCUAUCAGAGCUGCAUUUGAGGCUACUAAAACAGCUUUUCCUGGAGGGGAAGUUCUGGCUCAUCUUGAUCACAAGAUUGUUAUUCCGCAUUUGCACCAUGGAAAUUGGUAAAGCUUGACGGUUUCCUCUUUCCUGGAGUUUUAAGGGUUGGCAAAAGAAGGCUAUCACCGCAUUUCUUGAGGAGCAGCAUAUAAAAAUUGGCAAACCAAAUGACUUCAAAUAAUAAGGUGGUCAACCGGCCUCAUACUUGCAGGCUUGUGGGCAGUACAACCAAUAAUGCAUCAUCUUUACUGUUGAAGCAUGGUACGAUGCUUUUACUUGUACAUGGUAGAUGUGCUCCAUGAAUGCUGUAAGAAAUUAUGGUGUAUAUGUUUCUCCCGCAUUUACUUUGUUGGGAAUGGAGGUGAAUAUCAUACAUUCCCGCUCCUUCUGUUUCUUUUUAAUAGUUCCACUUUACUUUUUCACGCUUGUCAAUGUAAAUGUUUGAACUUUAGUAUCUCUAAAUUUGUAUUUGCAAAACUUAUGAAAAAUUGAUAUUCUAAGGCCCUGUCCUUUUGGACUUAUUUUUAGUCCAUUUCAGUUCA